This is a messenger RNA of Colias croceus (clouded yellow), 545 nucleotides long. RefSeq lists its product as uncharacterized. The record is from RefSeq and is a predicted model, not a curated record. Bases 62 to 535 code for a protein of 157 amino acids. Lineage: Eukaryota; Metazoa; Arthropoda; Insecta; Lepidoptera; Pieridae. The transcript has a single exon.
UCUGUCGUGGGAAGUGUCAAAAACUUAAAAUAAAUUUUCCGUUUUUAAUUCAUUAUCCGCCAUGAAUCGAAUGGAAGACAGUGUUUUAUCGCCUUCAUAUUUCUGGAAUUGUCUUACACUAAAAGAGGAAUGUCCAUUCUUCUCGAGAAGCGAUCCAACGUUGUUCUACUUUGCAGUUGGUUUGACCGGACUGUAUGCUGCAUUAUUAUUAACGAUCUUUAUUGACUUAAAGUUCUAUUGGAGCGUAGAUAAUUUGCAGUAUCAAGUGGAUUAUUACGUUAACUUUAUAAAGAAGAAAAUAAAGCAUAUUCAAAUCAACCAACGAAGGCUUGUCAGUACACAGGAACGGACGAACAAGCAGUUAAAACGAAGCGAGCAGUGUAAUAAACUAGUGAACGUUCUCCGAGGGACACUCGCAAGCAACCCCGAAGAAAUAUCACCCGCUGCACAAAUAAACGAAGAGAGUAAAACUGCCCCUUCAGAGCCUUACAGUAAAUGUUUUGAAAUUAACAACAUUAUAGAUUUUAUGCAAUAAAAAGUGUCUA